Phoenix dactylifera (date palm) is the source of this 1387-nucleotide messenger RNA. Its product is annotated as AT-hook motif nuclear-localized protein 16-like. The record is from RefSeq and is a predicted model, not a curated record. Gene Ontology annotation, molecular function: DNA-binding transcription factor activity; minor groove of adenine-thymine-rich DNA binding. NCBI's taxonomy places the organism in Eukaryota, Viridiplantae, Streptophyta, Magnoliopsida, Arecales, Arecaceae. Gene Ontology annotation, cellular component: nucleus.
UUCUCUUUUUUUUUUGUUUUUAGCCAUGGCCGAAUACGUGCCACCCACCAUGAUCACUCUUGCCGAGCCCCGAGACAAUCCCCCCUCCGACGACGACGAAUCCCGACGCCGCGCCCUCUCCGCCGACCCCGCCGCAGGUGGAGGCGGAGGAGAGCCUUCCUCCGGUUCGGCCGGGAGGAAGCCUCGCGGGAGGCCGCCGGGGUCGAAGAACAAGCCGAAGCCGCCGGUGGUGAUAACAAAGGAGAGCGAGGCGGCGAUGCACCCGAUGGUGCUGGAGCUCGCCGCUGGCUUCGACGUGCUGGAGUGCGUCGCCGCCUUUGCCCGCCGGCGGCGGAUGGGGAUCUCCAUCCUCAGCGGCAGCGGCGUCGUCGCCAACGUCCCCCUUCGCCACCCCCCAACCAAUCCCCCCGUCAUGACCCUCCACGGCCGCUACGACAUCCUCUCCCUCUCCGGCACCAUCCUCCCGCAGAACUCCGCCGCCGGGCAGGCCACCUUCUCGAUAUCGCUGGCGGGGACGCAGGGGCACGUGAUCGGGGGGACGUUGGCUGGGCCACUGAAGGCGGCGGGACCGGUUGUGCUGGUCGCGGCGUCGUUCGUCAACCCGGAGUUUUACCGUCUGCCGCUGGUGGUCUCCCCGGCGGAGGAUGAUGAGGCCGCGGCGGCGGUCAAGGUGGACGAGGUGAAGCCCGGAGGGGUGGAGGCGGGCGUGGCGGUCUACGGCGUGCCCGGUGGAUCCCGCCCGUUGACCGGUCCACUUCCCCACCAUGAGAUGGUUUUGUGGGCCCAGCCCUCCUCCGCUCGCUCUCCCCACCCUCCUCCCCCUCACUACUGAGUGUGUCCGACUCCAUAUAUCUUAGUUUUCUUUGUCAGAAAAAAAAAUAAAUCAACAGAAAGAUUAGAGAGAGAGGGGAGGAAGAGGAGGAGGAGGAUGGGGUUAUUAUUAGGAGGAAAGGAAACAAAUAGUAAGGCAGGCCUGUUUUCUUUUGUUAGCGCUGGGAGUAGUAGCAGCAGUAGAAAAAGCAGAGAGGAGUCCUUCCGUGGCACGGUGAAGGUGGCCGGAGGGGAUGGUGCGUCUUGUCGGUCUAUGUCUUAGGGCUAUAAAGACGUUCUUCUAAUUUUUUUUUGUUCUUCUCGGGAAGCGUCGCCUCUUCGACUCCCAAAGCAGGGCAAGGCUAGCUGGGAGAAGAGAGAGAGCCGUUGGGUUAAGCUUGGAGGCAUAUUUCUCUUUCUUUCUUCUUCUUAUUUUUUUACUUUUCUGUUGUUUCACAUAAGGAGGUGACCAAGGAGAGAAAAAAAAAGAAGAAAUGAAGAUGUUUCAGGGUGUUUCUCUUCUAUCAUCAGAACGUACCAUUUGUUAUUUUAUAGCAGUGAUCAAUAGUUUGGUUUU